AUGAGUUUAAUGGAAUACAGGACGGAGGGAGGAAGAUCUGCUUAUCAUUGGAGCGAAGAAGAACCUGUUGGUCUAGGACAAAGAGGGAUGAGAAUGGCGGCUCACAGUGUUCUUUAUCAACUUCAUAAAAAACUAAAUGAAAAGAAGGAUAAGGAAGCACUGGAGGAAGCAUUUAGAAAAGCAGAUUUAAAUGGAGAUGGACGACUUACAGUAGAAGAAAUAUUUGCUAUAUUCAAGGAUCAUGAGGUGCCAGUCUCAAUAGAAGAAAUCAGAGAGGUUGUGAUGGCCGCAGACAAGGAUGGUACAGGACAGCUUACUGUGCAGGAGUUCUCAAACAGUCCUAAAGCUGUUGAAACAGUUCAGGAGGGAAGGGGGGAGGACGCAAACAAGAAGGAAGUUACAAAAUCUCCUGCACCUCAACGGUAA
This is a messenger RNA of Eurytemora carolleeae, 426 nucleotides long. RefSeq names its product probable calcium-binding protein CML18. The record is from RefSeq and is a predicted model, not a curated record. The transcript has 6 exons. Lineage: Eukaryota; Metazoa; Arthropoda; Copepoda; Calanoida; Temoridae. Bases 1 to 426 code for a protein of 141 amino acids. Gene Ontology annotation, molecular function: calcium ion binding.